AUGGUUAGCAUAAUUAAUGACGAAAAUAAUGAAAUUGUAAGCAGGUUCGGGCCUGAUGCUAAUAACCCUGAUAUCCUCUCACAUCUAGAAAAUUUAUCGAAACUAUUUGCCAUUACCUCUGAAGACUUAUACAUCAAAUGGGAACAAUUUUCUUACCAAACGUUAAAUAAUGAAACUAGUCUUUCUAUGAGGAACUUAACCCAAUUCAAGAGCUUUUUACAAGCACAAAUUGAGAAGCAAGCCAACGCUGCGGUGGGUAACCUAUCAAACUCAACUACUAGCAAUACUAGCAAUUCAGUUCCCACAGCCAAGAAACCCAAGAAUAUUAGACCAUUAACUGCGAACUCCUCCUUAUUUGGAUUCAAUAUUCCUAAAACUCCCAUUUUGACUAAAAAGCGUAAAAUUGAGAGUAUCGAUGGCAAUGACUCUAAAAAUAUUAAAUUAGAAUUUAGUCAGGAUGAAAAUAAUUCAAUGAACAGUGAAGUCUCAAUAAAAAAUGAAAUUUCUACUGGCACACCAAUUCCUAAAAGAUCUGUUACUUUAAAACAAGAAUCUGGUAAAAUUAUUGACUCUUUGAACCCUCAAAACUUGGAAAUAUCUGCAGGUUAUCAUUCGGAAGGUAAAUCCUCAAAUGAUGAUCAAACUGUAUCAAAAGUCAGAAUACAACCAAUAUAUGAUCCUAUAAAAUACAAAUUCAGAACUAUGAGGCAAAAUCUGAUCGAAGUAUCCGAUGUAUUGGAUGAACAAAUCGAAAUUUUUACCAAAUUAAUUAUGGAAAGCUUCAAAUUGCCUCCCUCUGACUUUGCUGACCCAACAGUCCAGUCUCAAUCAUCUGUAUAUUGCGUGGGUAGGAUUGUUCCCGAUACAAUUACUAGUGAAGGUUUUUUAAAUCCCGAAUCUUUGUCCUUAGAGACAUCUCGAGUUAGUGGUAUCGGUAGAAGAGUUAGACUAGAUUUAAGCAACAUAGAAGAAACGUCACUUUUUGCUGGCCAAAUUGUUGGUUUAAGAGGUAAAAACGCUAAUGGCGACUCUUUUUCUGUAGAGGAGAUACUGGAAUUACCAUACCCCGAAUUCCCAGUCUCGACAGAAGAGGAACUUCUAGAAUAUAAAACUCUCUUAGACAAUAAGUCAGAAAAAAUCUUAGUAACCAGUGGACCAUACAUUCCGGAUAAUAACUUUGACCUUUCUCACCUAGAGGAAUUCGUUGAAAGAGUGAACCAAGAAAUUAAACCACACAUUAUAAUCAUGUUUGGACCAUUUAUCGAUGUAACAAAUCCGAUAAUAAUGGCAGGGAAUAUACCACAUUUCCAGAACCUAAAACAGCAACCAAGGACACUGAACGAACUCUUUACAAAAUUGAUCACACCAAUAUUGAAAAAGAUCAAUCCGUCCACUCAAGUUAUAUUGAUUCCUUCAACUAAGGACGCGUUAUCACAACAUGCAUCAUAUCCGCAAGACUCAUUCGAUAGAAGAAUUUUACAACUACCAAAAAAUUUCAAAUGCUUCACUAAUCCAUCAACUUUUCAGUUGAACGAAACUUUCUUUAGUUGCUCAAAUGUGGAUAUUUUUAAGGAUAUGAAGGAAGUCACUAAAGGUGGUAAAACCUCCAUGUCCAAUAGGUUUGAUAGAAUUUCUACACAUCUUCUGCAGCAACGUCGUUUCUAUCCCGUAUUUCCGGGUUCAAUCAAGAGUAUGACCAUUCCAGAUCCAAACACGAAGGACACGAAGUCAUAUAAACAUGUUUCAGGUGCCGACUUGGAAGUUUCCUACCUUGGCCUAACGGAAUUCAUUGGAAACCUGGCGUCGGACAUUUUAAUCAUACCAAGCGAAAUGCACGCAUUUGCUAGGUGUGUCAAGAAUGUCAUAUUUAUUAAUCCUGGCAAAUUUAUAAGAAUGAAAGGUGGCAGAGGAACUUAUGCGCAGAUAAGUAUCAAUUGCCCUGACCUUAAUAAUGAUGAUUUUACCAAGAUUGAUGGCGAUGAAUCCGUCUACCUACACAAUAUAUGGAAGCGUUCGAGGAUAGAUAUAGUAAAUAAUUGA
This is a messenger RNA of Kazachstania africana CBS 2517, 2040 nucleotides long. RefSeq names its product DNA-directed DNA polymerase alpha subunit POL12 (gene POL12). Lineage: Eukaryota; Fungi; Ascomycota; Saccharomycetes; Saccharomycetales; Saccharomycetaceae. The record is from RefSeq and is a predicted model, not a curated record. The transcript has a single exon. Bases 1 to 2040 code for a protein of 679 amino acids. Gene Ontology annotation, biological process: DNA replication initiation; DNA replication. Gene Ontology annotation, molecular function: DNA binding. Gene Ontology annotation, cellular component: alpha DNA polymerase:primase complex.